UUGGUGUCAUUGCAUACAAGAUAAGGAAAGACAUCACGUGAUUUUUGUUUGUACACUUUGAAGAAUGAUUGGCCUGGUUGUGAUUUUUGGUGUGUUAACAACCUGUUCUGCGAAUAGUUAUAUCGAGAGAGAGUUUUUGCAAAUACGCGCGACUCUUAACCGCCAGGAAAGGGAAAUCAAAGAGCUCAGAGGUGAGAACAGGGUUCUACGUGCCGACAUGGACAAACUUAACGCGGAGAUUCAGAGACUUACAAAUGGUCAAGACACUUCUCCCCGUCACUACGACGAAAUUCGAGAAAACAAUAACAGUGAAGAAGAGAUUAUACAAAGCAAGCAACUUAAUACGAUCACAGAGUCUGACGUAAAGCGAAUACGACACACAAGGAUAUCCCCUGAACCUGUUGCCUUCUAUGCGUACAUGAGUAACAAUGAGCCAAGUCCAAGCGUACAUCACUCCUUAAUUUUCGAUGUCGCGAAAACAAAUUUGGGUGGAGGUUACAACGAAUAUAGCGGGAUGUUUACAGCGCCAAGUUCCGGUGCAUAUGUGUUCACUUGGACUAUUUAUACUGGGAACCAUGGAGCAACCAAAUUCGCGAUAUACGUUAAUCAUGAUGUUGUAGACAGUACGUUUGGUGAAACUGAUGACGACUUAGGAGAUUAUGAUUCUGAUUCUGGAUCUAUAGUAGUGUCGCUUAACGUACGUGAUAAUGUUUACAUUCGCUCCGCCAUCACAUGCACUACUCAAGUUAUCAGUAAUUCAGUCUAUGCCAGAACAUCUUUUGCCGGAUGGAAAUUAAACUGAUGUCCUUGCAUGAUAAACACAUUAUAUCUUUUAAGGUUGUAGAAUUUGUGAAAUAAAAUGCGUGUGUAAAACAA
Molecule: messenger RNA, 876 nt
Organism: Ostrea edulis (European flat oyster)
Lineage: Eukaryota; Metazoa; Mollusca; Bivalvia; Ostreida; Ostreidae
Exons: 1
Coding region: 65-802 (245 amino acids)
Molecular function (GO): protein binding
Source: RefSeq, a predicted model, not a curated record